UAGCCGCAGUAUGAUUCUUUCUGCGUCAGUGGCCCACGAUGUGCGCUAUGCGAUGGUUGUGUAUUUUCUAUCGCUAUUUUAAAAUGUCAAAAAAAACGUGAGAUUUUCGACAAUCACGUUAUUCACGAUUGAAAACUCCAAAUGCAACGAAUUGUAUGAUCCCAAGGACCAAAGAUGUCAAAACGACUGAGCUUCUAUGGUCUAGUAGGCCUGGCGUCCCUUUGCAUCUUCUUCUUAGCAUUUAAUCAACGCUACAGCAGCUACCUUGAGCAUCGACUUCAGCCGGUGAUAUCGGUCAGUAAAAAAUCGGAGGUGGGGAUUGCUCUAAAUUGAGUCACGCCAAACACGCUCUUUCCGAUGGAUGUGGAAAUAACGCCACGUAUCAUCAAAAUCCAUGAUCCAGCAACGGCAUACUUUAGGUCUAUUGAAAAUGUUACACUUUCUGAGAUACAAGAAGUUGUUGAUCAACAGAGAAAAGCAAUCGAAAGAGAAAUGGAAGGAUAUAAAUAUCCCAAUGGAAAAUAUGAAGUUAAUGUCAGUAAAUUGGAAGAUUUAGUAUUAGAAAAAGGAGGGAGACCUAUGAGAAGUGUAAUUUUGACAAGUUGGCGAAGUGGAAGUACAUUUCUUGGGGAUGUAGUUAAUGCACAUCCAGCAAAUUUUUAUCAUUAUGAACCUCUACUUGAUUUUGGAAUUGUACAAAUUAGGGGGCCACCACUCGCCGAUGAAGCACUUAGUAACCUUGAAGCGUUACUAAAGUGUGAUUUUAAUAAUCUUGAUCGAUAUUUAGAUUAUGGCAAAACACAUCCUUGGGUCUUCAAUCAUAACACGCAUUUAUGGAAACAAUGUCAAAUUCACAAAAAAAUUUGUUGGGAUCCACGAUUUGUUUCUAAAUUUUGUAAAUUAUUUCCCUUUCAGUCGAUGAAAAUAGUUCGUUUACGAUUGCGUGCUGCAGAAAAACUGUUACAACAAGAAGACUUAGGAAUACGUUUAGUUCUAUUAGUUCGUGAUCCAAGAGGAAUUUUGCAAUCUAGAAAGCAUCGAGAAUGGUGUCCUACUAAUCCAGAUUGCUCAGAUCCUACAUUAGUAUGUGCAGAUAUGGUUUCAGAUUUUAGUACAGCUGUACAACUGAUAAAAAAAUAUCCACAUACCUUCAGGGUAGUUCGUUACGAAGACUUAUCUGUAGAUCCCUACAAACAUGUGAAGGAACUAUAUAAUUUCUAUGGUUUAGAUUUUCAUAUAAAUGUAAAAAAAUUUUUAGAUACUCAUACAAAAAAUGACGUCGGUGGUGUUUCAAGCACUUUUCGAAAUUCUAAAGUGGCACCCUUUCAUUGGCGGACAGAUCUUGAUUUUGAAGAAGUUGAUGAGAUACAAAGAGUGUGUGCACCAGCUAUGCGAUUAUGGGGAUAUGUUAUGGCAUCGAAUUCUAGCCACCAAAAGGAUUUCGAUCCACUCACAAAUUAUCAAUUGCAAUUGUGAUAUGUGGCAUAGUGUACGAUAAAUGUAUAGUAUCUGAAUGUAACUAUUACUGUGUAGAAUGGUUAUAAUUAUUAGCUUAUCUGCACAGAUAUUGAGAUUAUCACAAGUGCCCUCAUUCACAUUGAAAAGGUGCUGAUAGCUUGCUUAGACAAGCGCUUAUGAAUUCUUAUGAUCAAUUCAUUUUGCUAAUCCAUUUUGGAUUGGUAAAAAAAGAAAAAAUAGCAAAUUAUUGAACUUCGUAAGACCAAUGCUAAAAUUCGUUCCUUAAAAAAUUUAUAAGAGAUGCAUAAGUGCUCUUCGAGCUUGUUGCAUAAUAAAUAAAAUCGAUCUCGAACUAUAGUCCAAAGUUUUAUUAAGAGCAAUUUUUAAGACUUUGGUAUGCAACAAGGAAACAUCCAUAUCAAUGCAAAUAAUAAAUAUAAUAAUAAAUUAAUAAUCUUUUUUAGAAUUCAAGUUUAAAUUAAUAUCGCGGUCUUAAUAUAAUGAAUAUAACUAAUGUAAUGCAUUAGAAUUUUCCAUUGAAAUAUUGAAAAAAACCAUAAGAUAUCAAACAUUUGCAUAAGUGUUAUUUUUUACAGACAUUGAAACAAAAUUGUAUGUAAUAUAUAAUAUUGUUUUACUAUAUAAAUUUUUCAAUUGUUUUAAAA
This is a messenger RNA of Apis florea (little honeybee), 2123 nucleotides long. RefSeq names its product carbohydrate sulfotransferase 1. Gene Ontology annotation, biological process: N-acetylglucosamine metabolic process; sulfur compound metabolic process. The record is from RefSeq and is a predicted model, not a curated record. Lineage: Eukaryota; Metazoa; Arthropoda; Insecta; Hymenoptera; Apidae. Gene Ontology annotation, molecular function: N-acetylglucosamine 6-O-sulfotransferase activity.